AUGACAGCCACAAACGGAAUCAAUGGUACCAAUGGCAUCUCACAUACCAACGGCACUAACGGACAUACGAAUGGUGGCUCCCAUGCCAAUCGUACAAACUGCAUCUCGCACACCAACGGCACCAACGGACACACGAAUGGUGAUUCUCAUGCUAAUGGCACAAACGGUACCAACGGCGUACAGGUGGACAACACCAACGACAAGGCCGUCCCCAUAGCAAUCUGUGGCAUGGGCCUUCGACUCCCCGGAGGAUCAUCGACCCCACAAGAAUUCUGGGAAUUCCUCGUGAACAAGGGUGACGCAAGAGGUCGAGUCCCCAAAUCACGCUACAAUGUGUCAGCCUACCACGAAACAUCCAAGCGACCUACAACUGUUGCCACCGAGUAUGGCUACUUCCUGGACGAAGAUGUGAAACUCGGUGCCAUGGACACAACUCGGUUUUCAAUGAGCCGUGCUGAUGUUGAGUAUGCGGACCCUCAGCAGCGGCGCUUGUUGGAAGUUGUCACAGAGGCGUUUGAAGACGCUGGAGAGGCCAAGUUCAGAGGCAAGAAAAUUGGAUGUUACUUUGGAAACAUGAACGAAGAUUGGGGAGAGAUGAUGAACAGAGACCCCCUGUGGCAUGGUCCAAAUAAGAUUGAUGGCUAUCAAGACUGGAUGCUUGCCAACCGUAUAUCUUACGAGUUUGGUCUGACUGGACCAAGCAUGACCAUCCGUACAGCCUGUUCGUCAGCUCUGAUUGGUGUCAAUGAGGCUUGCUCAGCUAUUCAACGUGGUAUCUGCGAAGGUGCCAUAGUAGCCGGUGGCAACUUGAUCCUAGCACCCGGGACGACACAGCAGAUGACUGAAAAGGGCAUCUUGUCUCCCGAGGGCUCCUGCAAGAGUUUCUCUGCAGAUGCGGACGGGUAUGCACGUGGUGAAGCAUUCACAGCCGUGUUCUUGAAGCCUCUUGAUGCUGCCAUUCGAGAUGGCAAUCCGAUCCGGGCCGUUAUCAGAGCCGCUGUGGCGAAUUCGGAUGGCAAGACACAAGGCAUUACGCAGCCGAAUGGGGCAGCCCACGAGGCGAUGAUCCGUCUCGCCUACAAGCAGGCUGGUAUCACGGACUUCUCCAAGACGGCAUACUUCGAAUGCCACGGGACUGGUACAGCAGUUGGAGACCCCAUUGAGACCGGAGCAGUGGCCAACGUAUUUGGAGACGGCGGCAUUCACAUCACCUCUGUGAAGCCCAACGUCGGCCACACUGAAGGAGCUUCUGGCUUGGUGUCUCUGAUCAAGGCUGUCAUGUCUCUGGAACAUCGCACCAUCCCGCCGAACAUCAAGUUCAACACUCCGAACCCCAAGAUUCCUUUCGAGAAGGGAAAGCUCACUGUUCCCGUGGAGCCAACACCCUUCCCCGAGGAUCGCUGUGAGAGAGUCAGCGUCAACAGCUUUGGACUCGGCGGCUCAAACGCCCAUGUCAUUCUCGACUCGGCAAGAAGCUUCAACCUUCCCAAGUCGGCGAUUCGAGACAGCGACCGAGACACGGAUCCCCAAUUGCUUCUCUUCUCGGCAGGUUCUGCCCCGUCAUUGAAGUCCAUGAUCAAUGGUUACGAGGACUGGAUUGUGCAGAACCCAAAUAUGACCGAUAGGCUACAUGAUUUAGCCUACACGCUCGACAAUAGGCGUGAGCACCUCCCCCAUCGGUCAUUCAAGAUCGCGGGUACCAACGACAUCCCGGCAUCCCAGGGAAGAAAGAUCCCGGGUCAGCCCGUGAGUCUGGUCAUGGUGUUUACAGGACAAGGCGCACAAUGGCCCCGCAUGGGCCGCGAGCUGCUAUUGCGCGAUGAUCUCGUCUUCCAGAAGACCAUCAGAACGCUGGACAAGUAUCUUGAGGCUAUUCCUGAGCCUCCGCAGUGGACAAUUGAGGGAGAGCUGCAAAAAUCGGCGAAGACGUCGCGUGUCCAGAAGGCAGAGCUCUCACAGCCGCUAUGCACUGCUGUCCAGGUCGCCAUGAUAGACCUCUUCGCAAGCAUCAGCGUUGAGCCCGCAGCAGUCGUGGGCCACAGCAGUGGUGAACUCGCCGCUGCCUACGCAGCUGGUGCUCUAACUGCAAAGGAGGCCAUCAUCGGAGCCUACCAACGUGGACAAGCCGCCAAGCUCCAGAACAGAAAGGGCGCCAUGGCCGCUGUCGGCCUGGGCUGGGCUGAAGUCGAGCCGUUCCUGAACCGGCCCCAUGUUGUCGUCGCGUGCGAGAACUCUCCCAAGAGCGUCACUCUUUCGGGUGACGCUGAAGAGGUACAAGCCGCUGUCACGCGUAUCAAGGAGGCGCAUCCCGAUGUCACGGCUCGACUGCUCAAGGUCGAAAAGGCGUAUCACUCGUACCACAUGCAAGAGAUUGGGAAUGACUACCAUGCGAUGAUUGAGCCACACAUCGAGGGUAAGCAGGCAAUCAAGCCCUUCUUCUCCAGUGUAACCGGCACUGGUGAGCCAGAGCAGCGCAAACUCGACGCCAAGUACUGGCAGCAGAACCUCCAGUCACCCGUACUCUUCAGCCCUGCAGUGGCCGGGGUGCUGAAGCACUUCAAAAACCCAGCCUUCAUUGAGAUUGGUCCUCACGGAGCCCUCGCAGGCCCGGCACGACAGAUCUUCGCCAAGGCGUCCGCCGCUCCGCCAUAUCUGUCGGCAAUGACACGCAACGAGGAUUGCGUGCAGUCGUAUCUGGCCGUCGUUGGCAAGCUCUUUGAGCUCAACGUCUCGAUCGACUACGCGGCCGUUGCCCCCGCUGGACAGACGCUUCCAGAUCUGCCGCGCUACCCCUGGAACUACGAGGGCGAGUUCUGGGUUGAGUCUCGCAUGUCGGCCGAGUGGAGGCACCCAAAGUUCCCCAGACAUCCGCUGCUAGGACGUCGGCAGCUGGAGAGUACCAGUCUUGAGCCAAGCUGGAGGAGCCUGACCAACAUUGAGGACGCUCCCUGGCUUCGAGACCACCAGAUCCAGGGUACGAUUGUUUUCCCUGCCGCCGGCUACUUCGCCAUGGCAGGAGAGGCAAUCCGACAGCUGAGUGGCAUCGAGGAGUCGUACAGCCUCUCUCAUGUGGUGCUCAGCCAGGCACUGAUCUUGCAAGAGGGAGUUGAUACCGAGGUGGUGACAAACCUGCGUCCUCAUCGUCUGACGGACUCGGCAGAUAGUCAGUGGUGGGAGUUCUCUAUCGCCUCCUACAAUGGUCAUUCGUGGGUGAAGCACUGUGUCGGCCAGGUCUCAGCCGUGCCAUCUACCGGGCUAACCCAGGCUGAAGAGGUCAAGUCGCUUCCUCGGAAGUUGGAUACCUUCAAGGUCUUCAAUACUCUUGCAAAGGCCGGAAUGGAGUAUGGACCAGCCUUCCAGCGCCUGGAUAAGAUCAGCGCAGGAACCCUAGAGACAAGAGCCGUGAGCAGUUUGACCGGCCAUCUCAACGGAGACGAGAACAAAUACCACCUGCACCCUACUGUUAUUGACGCAGCCCUUCAGAUGGGUCUUGUUGCUGCCAGAUCCGGCAAGCUCGACGUCAGCAACUGCGCCGCAAUGCCUACCUUGAUUGAGGAGGUGACCAUUUUCCGCAGCGCCUCGGAGUCAGAGAUGACGGUGACAGCAUUGACAGAUGUACAGCCUGGCAGCGGUGAGAUUAGAGGUCAGUUCCAGGUUAUUGCAAACGGCAAGGCCGUGUUAAGGAUCCCAAAGGCCGCCUUCACACCCAUCGAACAAGGUGACAAGGACGUCGUGCACAAACUCCCCAUCAGUGCGCGGGUCAACUGGAAGCCUCACAUUGACUUCAUCAACGCGGCUUCCCUCAUUAAACCCGAGUUCGAUGGUGAUAAGUGGACGCCCCUGCUGAACGAGCUGGGCGAACUCUGCUUCAUCUUCUUCCAGAGAUGCAUUGAGGAUGUCAAAUUGUCAGAGAAUCCCUCCAUCCAGCGGUUCGCAGCCUGGAUCGGCCGACAGUUCCAAACCCUCGACAAGGAUCAUCCUGGACACGCCCUUGAUAUCCCGCAAAUCGUCGACAGGGCUCACGGGAUCGGAGAGCUCAUGGCCGAGUCGCCACUUGCUGCCUGUGCAGACUGUAUUCUCGAGAUCGGCCAGCACAUUGUCGACCUACUCACUGGCGAGAAGGACGUCAUUGAUGUUCUCUCACAAGAUGAUCUUCUUACCAGGCUAUUUGCUGCGGCCAACACCGUCAACCGUACAGCCUUCCUCAGGAGUCUGGGGCACGCAAGACCAAGCCUUCGCAUUCUAGAGCUCGGUGGUAGCACGGGACAAUUAACGUCCUCUUUGCUGAAGGACCUGGUCCUCCCUAACGGCGGCGCCCUUUACUUCAAGCACACCUUCACCGAUCCCUCGUCGACUUCCGUUGCCGACGCAAGGAAGCGCUUCCAGAACUUGGACAACUUUGAGUCGCGCGUGCUAGACAUUAGCAAGGACCCAGCAGAGCAGGGCUUCAAGGAAGACGACAAAUACGACCUGAUCGUGGCGACCAACUAUCUUCACGCCACUCCAAGCUUGUCCGGCUCCUUGACCAAUGUCCGCAAGCUGUUGGCACCCGGCGGUCGUCUCCUUCUGCAGGAGCUCAACACCGAGUCUAAGUGGAUCAACUGCAUCCUCGGGUUCCUGGAUGACUGGUGGGUUGGUGAGAACGACGGACGACCCGACGAGCCCUACGUGUCUCCCGAGCGCUGGGAAGUCGAGCUGAAGCGCGCUGGCUUCGCUGCGCCGGACGUGGUGCUCGACUCCUCAGCACCGCACCAGCUGAGCGCCGUCAUGAUAGCCAGGCCCGAAGAAGACGUCAACCCAAGCGUCAAUAAGACUGUGACUGUAUUGGCCUACAAGCAUGAUGGUAAGAAUGUCGACGCCGUAAGCCGUAAGCUUGAAAGCCGAGGCUAUACCGUCGACAAGUGUCGCUUCGGCGAUGAGCUGCCGGGAGGAUCUCAGGAUGUGAUCAGUCUCCUUGAUGAGACCAGUCCUUUCUUCGAGGACAUCGAUGAGCACCGCUUCAAGACUCUCCAAAAGCUUCUUGCCAAUAUUGGCGAGUCAGGCCUGUUCUGGGUCACCCGCCCGUCUCAGAUGCAGUCCAAGGACCCGCGGUACGCGACAGUCGUUGGCGCGAUCCGCUCCAUCCGUCACGAGGACACCAUCGACUUCGCCACUUGCGAGGUUGACGAUGUGAGCGUCUCACUUGACGACGUAGUUGACGCCUUCGCCCACUUCCAGAAGAGAUACGAGGACGAGUUCUUCCGGCCCAACUAUGAGUAUGCAAUUGUCGACGGCACAAUCAAUGUGCCUCGCAUCUAUCCCUUCACAUUCGGCGAUGAGCGGAUCUCGACACGUGUCGCAGAGGAGCGAGUGUCUCUUGUGGCUGAGAAGCCGGGCCGCCUGACUUCGCUGAGCUGGGAGUCCCGUGUAUCUGAGCCCCUGGUUAGAGACCAGGUCGACGUCGAGGUCUUCUAUGCUGGGCUCAGCUCCAAGGUAUGUUCAACGUGCAUCAAAUUUGCAUCGUCCUUUGUACUGACUUUACUUCACUCACAGGAUGUCGCCGAGGUUAUGGGCAUCAGCCCUUACCCUGCCGGAGGUCUUGGUGUGAGCGCCAGUGGGAGAAUCUCAGCCAUCGGCCCCGAUGUCAAAGACUUUGCAGUGGGCGAUCGCGUCAUCGGCCUUGGGACCGGCAGCUUUUCUUCGCACCUACGCACGUCUGAGGCGCUGAUCGAGAGGAUCCCCGACAGCAUCUCGUUUGAAGAAGCGGCAACGUUGCCUGCUGCGUACGCAACGGCCCUCGCAGCUCUACACAAUACCGGAAACCUGCAGACUGGACAGUCUAUUCUGAUUCAUAAUGCCUCUGGGGACGUUGGCUUGGCUGCCUUGCAGCUUGCAAAGGCGCUGAGGACGGAUAUUUAUACGACUGUCGGCACCGAGGCAGAAGCUACAUACCUCGUCGAGAACUUUGGUAUCCCUAGAACUCGCAUCUUCUGGUCUACCGAUGACAGCUUCUUGAAAGAGAUCCUGCACGCGACCGAUGGAGAGGGCGUUGACCUGGCUCUGAACUCGCUGUCUGGCGACCUCCUGCACGCGACCUGGAAGUCCGUCGCCGAAUUCGGCAAGAUGAUUGAAAUUGGCACCGCAGACCUAGUUGGUGCUGGCAGAUUGGAGCUGAACUCCUUCUUGGGUGGCAGGAGCUACACCGGCGUCAACCUGGAAGGUCUCGUAGCCAAGAAGAAGUCUGUUGUCAAGGGACUGUUGCAAUCGGCCGUCAAGCUCUUGACCUGGGGCAGUAUUGUUCCAAUCGCACCUCGAGUAGUCUAUGAGGCGUCAGACGUGGAGGAUGCCAUCAAGCAUGUGCAAGAGAACAAGGAUACGAGCAAGGUUAUUCUUCAGCUCAGAGACACUGACGGUACGCUCAAGAUCGGCUCGAGUCCAGUCAAAGUCGCCGAUGACGCCUUCAAGGUCGACAAGACAGCAUCAUACCUGCUCGCCGGAGGCUUGGGAGGCAUCGGAACUGUCAUCGCCAGACAUCUUGUCGAGAACGGCGCCCGUCGCAUUGUCUGCCUUUCGCGGAACCCUGGAUCACGUCCCGAGGACGCCGACACCAUUGGAGAGUUCCAAAGUAUGGGCUGCGAAGUGGUGCUCGUUAAGGGCGACAUGGUCAACAGGGACGACAUCUUCCGCGCUGUCCAGCAGGCUCCCAACCUGAAGGGCAUCCUGCAUUCACCUAUGCUUCUUCAGGAUGAGGCCUUCAGAAACAUGACACUGGAGCAGUGGAGCAAGGCCACUGGCCCCAAGGUCAAGGGAGCAUGGUAUCUGCACGAGGCUACAGUGGAGGCCGGUAUCAACCUUGACUUCUUCGUGUUCCUUUCCUCCAUGUCUGGCAUCACUGGGCAGCCUGGUCAGGCCAACUACUCUGGCGCCAACACGUUCCUGGAUGCCUUCACCUUGUGGCGCAACAGCAACGGGCUGCCCGCAUCCUCCAUUGACAUUGGCGCCGUCGCCGACAUGGGAUACGCUGCUCGUGACCAGCAACUGCUGCAAAGGCUCUUAAGGAACGGCUACUCCGGCGUCACCGAGUCGGAAAUGAUUGAAGCAUUCCGGGCGGCAGCCUCCUAUACCGUGCCCAAGCUGGACAUCAACACGAAGAGUGUCCCAUUCACCCACAGGAAUACCUUCGCCACCGGCUUCGGCUCCGACAAGUCUCUCAGCCACCCGGACAGCCGCCUACACUGGAAGAAGGACGUCCGGAUGGCCAUCUGGCACAACAUCAGCGACGGCGACAUCGGCAAGGCAGGUGCUGGCGGUGACGGCUUCAAGGCUUUCCUCGCCGGAGCGAGGAGUGACCCUGAGAUCCUCACCAAGCCUGAGACGGUCAACUACAUCGCCCUUGAAGUUGGAAAGCAGCUGAUGAAAUUGCUACUGCGGCCCGAUGAUGACCUUGACAUCACCCUCCCUGUGCAACAACUUGGUCUCGACUCGCUGGUAGGCAUUGAGCUGCGAAACUGGUGGAGACAGACGCUCGGAUUUGAUAUUAGUGUGCUUCAGCUUCUCGGCUUUGGUACCCUAGAGGAGCUUGGUAGGCAAGCUGUAAAUGGAUUGAUCAAAGCAGGUAAACAAUGA
Molecule: messenger RNA, 7605 nt
Organism: Ilyonectria robusta
Lineage: Eukaryota; Fungi; Ascomycota; Sordariomycetes; Hypocreales; Nectriaceae
Exons: 6
Coding region: 1-7605 (2534 amino acids)
Biological process (GO): secondary metabolite biosynthetic process; fatty acid biosynthetic process
Molecular function (GO): phosphopantetheine binding; fatty acid synthase activity; oxidoreductase activity
Source: RefSeq, a predicted model, not a curated record